Messenger RNA from Orbicella faveolata, 700 nucleotides. Its product is annotated as U3 small nucleolar RNA-associated protein 6 homolog. The record is from RefSeq and is a predicted model, not a curated record. Gene Ontology annotation, molecular function: protein binding; snoRNA binding. Lineage: Eukaryota; Metazoa; Cnidaria; Anthozoa; Scleractinia; Merulinidae. Gene Ontology annotation, biological process: maturation of SSU-rRNA from tricistronic rRNA transcript (SSU-rRNA, 5.8S rRNA, LSU-rRNA). Gene Ontology annotation, cellular component: small-subunit processome; Pwp2p-containing subcomplex of 90S preribosome.
UUACACAUGGUGGACGAAGUGAGAAGUUUGGUUCAGAUCUUUACUCCUAGAAUUUAGAGUUGUGCUUCUUGUUGCACGAGAGUUUCACGAUGGCAGAAUAUGUUCAUCAAAAUCUGGAGGGCAUGUUGCCUGAACUGGAGGAAUUGGAGCGGAUGGGAGUGUUUUCAAGCGAUGAAAUCAGGACUAUCAUUCGAAAGAGAAGAGAGUUUGAAUACCGCUUGCAGAAGAGGAUUGUCCAGAAGACAGAUUUUCUAAGAUACAUGCAGUAUGAGAUUAACCUGGAUUUGCUGAAGAAGAAAAGAAAGUUGGUGAGAACCUAAGUUGCAUAACAUAUGAAUUACACUUUUAUUUGCAGUUUGUUGCAAACAUAUGUAUACAUGUGUGGCUGCAUUCAAGGUUUGAGGAUAGAGGACUGAAUUUGUUUUUAUAUACUUGUAGUUGCAUAUUAUAUAUACUUGUUUUCUUGCAAAUAUUCCCCAGUUGAUGGUAAUGUUUUGUAGCACACGUGUAUAUAAUACAGCUCUCUUCCAUGGAUCAUUUCUACCGACAUGUAUAAGCUAUUUAUGUUCUUUUUUGGGUAUGGGUGCUAAAGUACAAUGUAGAAGUUGUGUCACACAGGGUAGACUACGAGUAAUCCCUCUUUCGCUUAGUCCGUCGUGCGUAAUGCGAAAGAAAACCGCGAGAAGUACAACACGUUGUC